Molecule: messenger RNA, 1686 nt
Organism: Chilo suppressalis (striped riceborer)
Lineage: Eukaryota; Metazoa; Arthropoda; Insecta; Lepidoptera; Crambidae
Source: the annotation of a GenBank genome assembly
UGCUUCGUCUGUCCGAAUGCCAUAUUUAACGGUUGACAACAAAUACCAAUAAACAAUUGAGGUAGCAUCGUGACAUGAGCGUAGAGGAUCGAAGCGCGAGUACCAACACUGGUGCUAUAUUCGGAUGGCUUUCCACCCCUACAGGAGAACCUCCACCCGCCGCCGCAACUUGUAACGAAGGCCAAAAACCAGCAUGCUUACCCGCAGUCCUUUUCAGGGGUUGGAGAAGAACUUGCCUAUACAUAAUAAUUGUAAUAUUGAUGAUUCUAGUUUUUCUUAACAUCGCACUUACCUUAUGGAUUAUAAGCGCACUUCGACUAACUAUGAAUGGAAUUGGUCCUAUAAGAAUAGUGAAAAAUGGAAUACAAUUAAACAGCCAUGCUUGGUUCGUAGACAGCCUAGUUGCAUCCACAAUAACGUCGCAGCCCGCUCAGCCUGUCACUAUACGCUCCCACCGCAAUUUCACCGUGCUAGUUUCCGAGCACACAUUUGGAAACAACAAGAGCUUACAACAAUCGGAAGUUGCUAAGCUAUUAAUCAAGAGGGACAGCGUGGAGUGCAGCGGUCGCACAUUCGAUGUGCGCGACCACCGUGGAGGCGGCGUGUUCUACGCGUCGCGGGACGAGGUGCGCGUGUUCUCUGACGCGCUCGCGGUGGACGGCCCCGGCGGCGUCACCGUACAGAACGCCAUACAAGCGCCUUCCAUCAGAGCACCACCUGGCUCCGAUCUGCAGUUGGAAUCGUUGACUAGAAACCUCAGUUUGAGAGCCCCGAAGUUCAUUCAUCUGGAGAGCAGAGCGGGCAAUAUCGACGUCACCGCACACAGAGACAUCAAAUUCGCAUCCGACGUUGGUGCUAUCAGAAUUGAAGCUCAAAAUAUCAUCAUCAGUGACCUUAAAAAAGCAAAUACUACAACGAAACCACAAAAAAAUGUAAGAACUAUGAAGAUAUACCAGUUGUGCGCAUGCGCCUCCGGAAAACUAUUUCUCGCCGCACCAGAUGGAAUUUGUACUUCGAAUGACGAUGAACUAUGUCGAUGAAAAAAGAUUCAAAUUUGCGAUACUCAAACUGGCCAAACCUAUAAAAUGGAAGAUUUAAAAUGGUUGCAGUUCCAGUUAGGUAGACAAGGGCUAUUAUGACUUAGCAUUAGUAACUGCGAGUCAUGAUUAUAAAUCACUCCAUCACCAUCAUUAACAGUUUUCUCACUGCUGGGGUCCAUUACUUAGAUGGAUUUCUAUAUAAAAAAACGCAACCCACAACACGAACACACAUAACAAGGACCAUAGGCUUUGUUGCGCUACUUUCAAGCACGGCGGAAGAAGUCUUGGUUCCCAUCUAAUGAAUGGCUUUUUGGAAACAAACGCCAACCAAAGACGCUGUAUUCAAAUAAUACUCCAGCUUCGCCUUAAAUGUCAUUGGUACAUAUCAUCAAAUGGAGUUCGUGCUAUUAAUUUUAUUUCUAGACCCAUCUUCAGAUCAGAUUGGUUUGAAAACAUUUUAUUUAUAUGGUUACAACAGCAUUUAUAGAUAAAAUAGUAAAAAAAAUAUAUUAGAUACAGGUAGAAAUCUAACAUAUGCCAUAGGAAAUGAAUAGAACAUGAAUACAAUGAUACUGGGAACCUUAAAAAAUUAUGUGAAAAAUAAUCAUCACACAAUUAUUAUUGAAAGGGGUGUAGGAUGUACUUA